AUGUUGCCGGCGCCGCAUUCAUCAGCGAACACGAGACGCAUUGCGAGGCUUGUCGUCGCCCCCGGGAUCGCCACAGUAAGCGGGAGUGACGUCGCCUCUGAGUUCACAAUGCCGCACAUCAACGGCGCACCGCCACUCUUUUCGGAACCGGAGCACCCGGCCGUUGACAACGCUAGCGGGAGUAACGACACACGACUUGAACCAAAGGACCCGCACCUGGGCCUCAUGCCGCACUGCCUCUCCUGUACCCUGCUCACAUCUGCCGGGGUGCAGGAGCCCGAGGACGUCUAUGGCCGCUCAAUGCCAUCGUCAUCCGCCGUAGGCGCUGUCGCAGCGGCGCUGGGGGGUGUGGUGAUGCCGACGCUUCAUGCCUCCUCCACUCCUGGGGCAAGCACAUCCAUCAUGCCUGCACCCACCGAGGCUCACAGUACAUGUGGCUCACGCCCGCUCCAGCAGCACCGCUGGGGCGGCAACUACGACAGCGGCAGCCAGUGCGUGUCAUUCCGCGGCGCCGAUCGGAGCAAUAAUGUCAGCGGCUGUGGUCUGCGACUCGUUGGCGAUGAUGUGGAGUGGCUGCAGGGCAGCUUCGAAGACAGCGCGUCCUCUCCGAGGGAGGAGGUGCAGCUGUCGUGGAGGCAUCUGCAGCGCCAACCGUACACGGGCAAAGGCAGCGCCGCUCGAGCGGUGCCGCCACCUCUCCACGAUGUUCGGGAAGGCGCCGCUCGAGAAAAAGUGCUUGGGGCCCACUACCGUUUUGAGCGUGCGGUGCAGCCACAGCCGCAGGGGCAGGGCGUUUUUCUGAGCACUGAGGAGGAAAACUCCCAGGCAGCAGCCAUGCUGUGGGCGGCGCAGCAGAUGGCCGUGUUCGACUGA
Leishmania mexicana MHOM/GT/2001/U1103 is the source of this 873-nucleotide messenger RNA. RefSeq lists its product as hypothetical. Lineage: Eukaryota; Euglenozoa; Kinetoplastea; Trypanosomatida; Trypanosomatidae. The transcript has a single exon. Bases 1 to 873 code for a protein of 290 amino acids. The record is from RefSeq and is a predicted model, not a curated record.